AUGUCCCUCCUCUCCCUCGCCCCCAUCCUCUUCCUCCUCCCAACCCUCACAACAGCCCAAGACCCACCCCCAAUCUUCCCAACCCUCGACUCCCUCAACAUGCUAGGCACAGGCUGCCCCCUCGGCGGAGGUGGCAUAGGCGCCGGCGCCGUAAACGGCACCCCCGUAUUCAAAUUCACAAUGUGGAACCUCAACCUCGCCGACCUCGACUCCGAAGACUCCGAUUCCGCUGGAGAAGACCCCGACGACGAAAGCCGCCCCGCUAACUCGGUCGAAAAGUUUUGCGUUGAAGAAAUGCAGUUGGGUGGCGGCCCGCCGGGGUAUCGGAUUCGUAUCCCUGCCGUCACGGUUAGUGGUGUUGCAGAGCUUGAGGAGGGGAGUGCGUUGAAGGUGGCCGUUGAGGCGACCUUAGGUGAUAUAGAAGGUGGUACCGGAGAACUCACCAUCCUCCCCGCAGACGUAACCUCCUCCAACUUCACAGCCCACGUCGAAACCUCCCCCGAGACCUGGUCCGACUGCAUAGCCGACGACGGCACCGUCCCCUUCAUCCGCGUCAAGACCACUCUGACCCUCUACCGCGAGGGCGACGAGCCCACGGCCGGCACCGUCGGCUCGGACGACGAGUCGCUUGAUAACGCGCUGAGCGUGCACUUCCAGGCGAUUUGGGAGGAGUGCGAGUAG
Messenger RNA from Scedosporium apiospermum, 681 nucleotides. RefSeq lists its product as uncharacterized. The record is from RefSeq and is a predicted model, not a curated record. The transcript has 2 exons. Bases 1 to 681 code for a protein of 226 amino acids. Lineage: Eukaryota; Fungi; Ascomycota; Sordariomycetes; Microascales; Microascaceae.